GUUUUCAGUGAAGACUUUGAUUGACCGUUCCUGUUUUGAGACUAUAGAUGAUACUUCCCCUGAAUUUAAUAAUUUUGCAGCCAUUCUGGAACAGAUUCUCAGUCAUCGACUGAAAGGUCAGAUCACCUGGUUCGGCUAUGAAAGUCCUCGUAGUUUUUGGGACUACAUUCGAGUAGCUUGCCGAAAAGUCUCUCACAAUUGCAUCUGCAGUAUUGAGAACAUGGAGAAUGUCGGUUCUUCUAGAGCCAAGGGUCGAGCCUGGAUCAGAGUAGCACUUAUGGAAAAGCAUUUGUCUGAAUACAUUUCCACAGCUCUGAGAGACUUCAAAACAACCAGGAGAUUUUAUGAGGAUGGAGCAAUUGUUCUGGGUGAAGAAGCAAAUAUGCUUGCUGGCAUGCUAUUGGGACUCAAUGCAAUUGAUUUCAGUUUUUGUCUGAAGGGUGAAGCAUUGGACGGCAGCUUUCCAGCUGUCAUAGAUUAUACACCAUACUUGAAGUUCACCCAAAGUUCUGACAGCAUCAGCAGUGAUGAAGAAGAGCUAAGAACGCUGGGCAGUAGUGGCAGUGAAGGCAGUACUCCAGAGAACAUUGGUCCUCCUUUCAUCACGGAUGAAAACAGUUGGUACAACAAAUGCAAAAGAGUAGAACAGAAGUACCGACUUGCAUUGGAACAGAAGGGUUACCUUGAAGAAUUGGUACGACUCAGAGAAAACCAGCUAUCUGAAUCUGUCUCACAGAAUAAACUGCUGUUACAAAGAAUUGAAGAUAUGGAUCUAGCCCAUAAAAUGGAGAAGGAACAGCUGGAAUAUAUCAUUGUGGAACUGCAAGACCAGUUGGCUGUACUAAAGAAUAAUGACUUGAGAUCAAGGCAAGAAUUAACUACUCACCUCACCAAUCAGUGGCCUUCCCCAGGAGCUCUGGAUGUCAAUGCUGUUGCCUUGGACACUCUACUCUAUAGAAAGCACAAUCAACAAUGGGAUGAGAAAAGUUUUCAAAGUCUGGACCAGCUUUCAGCAGAAGUUAGUCUUUCUCAAUCUUCUCUGGAUCCAGGUCACUCACAGGAUGGGAAGCAGGAUGGAAUGAACUUGUUAAAUGAAGGGAAGGAAGACACUCCAUCAUUGAUUGGUCUUUGUGGCUCUCUUACAUCAGUAGCAAGCUACAAAUCUCUCACAAGUCUGAAAUCAAGUGAAUAUCUCGCGAGUCCCACAACAGAGAUGACAAGUCCAGGCCUAACACCAUCUUGAGAUGCACACAAGAAGGAACAGCUUUGUGUUGUAUGCAUUUGGUUUAUGUUCCAUAAAGUGACUUGCAAUGAGGACUGCUAGUUCUGAGAUAAAAUAUAAGCUGCUUUAUUUUUUCUUUUCAUUGUUACCUAUUUAAUUCACAAAUUCUGUCAGUUUUCGUUCACUUUUUUUUUUCCCCCCAGAGGACUUUUCAGAUUUUCUAUUUUAGUCUUGAAUUAUUUAAAGCUCUUGGUCAAGUACAGGACAUAUAAUCUGAUGCUUAUGACUGAUUUUUAAAGUGAAAUUGUUGGAAAUCAGUCCCCUACUUAACUGCC
Cariama cristata (Red-legged seriema) is the source of this 1557-nucleotide messenger RNA. It is a transcript of the gene RUNDC3B, whose product is annotated as RUN domain containing 3B. The transcript has 10 exons. The record is from RefSeq and is a predicted model, not a curated record. Lineage: Eukaryota; Metazoa; Chordata; Aves; Cariamiformes; Cariamidae. The annotation marks the transcript as partial.